AAUGAUAAAUACAUAAUGGUCGGAUUUUCUUUUUGUCUUGAUGCGAGGAGAAAGGUAAGCGUGUUGCUGUAUUAUAAUCUAUUCACAGAAUAUAGAAAAGGGAAAUUCAGUAAAUGCAGAUUAAUAUUGGAGUGGAGAGCGAAAUGAAAAAUUAGUAUACUGAAAAGGUGGAAGAGGCAGAGGGUCAUUUGAAAUUUGAAGUGGUUCGGAUGAGAAAGCAACCAUUUAUAACACUCUCGUGAUUCAUACCAUCGUUUUCUCUCUCUUCGCAUUUUCUCUUUGUAAUGAAUAAGAGCUUCUGCUUCUUCUUAUUCAGCGCAGAUCUCUGAAUCUCUCUGGUCAGCAUAAAGCAAACCAAUCCAUGGCCCAUAGUGUAAGAUCGAGUAUGUCUUCCUUUAGUUCGACCUAUGGCAAUGAAGACACUCCUUUACACACUUCCGCCUCUGUUUCAAAUGGGGAUGGAUAUGACAGUGACGGCUCCAAUUUCGCAACGCCUACACAAGCAGCACUGUCAGCCGCUAUUCCUGCAGAACUUGCUGGUGCUAUACCUUUGAUUGAUAAAUUCCAGGUUGAGGGAUUCCUACGGAUGAUGCAGAAACAGAUUCAAUCCACUGGAAGGCGAGGUUUUUUUUCCAAAAAAUCUGUUGGCCCUCAAGUUCGUGAAAAGUUCACUUUUGAGGAUAUGCUUUGUUUUCAAAAGGAUCCAAUACCAACUUCACUACUUAAAAUAAAUGGAGACCUGAUAAGUCGAGCAACGAAAUUGUUUCAAAUAAUUUUGAAGUACAUGGGAGUUGAUUCAUCUGAUCGAGUACCUCCAGUAAGCUUGGAUGAACGGAUUGAACUUGUUGGAAAAUUAUAUAAGCAUACACUAAAACGAGCAGAGCUUAGAGAUGAACUUUUUGCUCAGAUUUCAAAGCAAACCAGGAAUAAUCCAGACAGGCAAUACUUGAUUAAAGCAUGGGAACUAAUGUACUUAAGUGCAUCCUCCAUGCCACCAAGCAAGGACAUUGGUGGAUAUUUAUCUGAGUAUGUUCACAGUGUAGCAUAUGGUGCAAAUACUGAUUCCGAGGUCCAAGUCCUAGCAGUAAAUACAUUAAAUGCUUUGAAGCGUUCUGUUAAAGCUGGUCCAAGGCAUACAAUACCAGGACGGGAGGAAAUUGAAGCUCUUCUAACAGGCCGAAAACUUACAACCAUAGUAUUCUUUUUGGAUGAAACUUUUGAAGAAAUCACAUAUGACAUGGCAACAACCGUAGCUGACGCUGUUGAGGAACUCUCUGGGAUAAUUAAGCUGUCAGCAUACUCUAGCUUUAGUUUGUUUGAGUGCCGGAAAGUUGUUACUGGUACCAAGUCGCCUGAUCCUGGGAAUGAGGAGUAUAUUGGGUUAGAUGAUAACAAAUAUAUAGGGGAUUUGUUGGCGGAAUUCAAAGCAGCCAAGGAUCGAAGUAAGGGAGAAAUUUUGCACUGCAAAUUGACAUUUAAAAAGAAGCUAUUUCGAGAGUCAGAUGAAGCUGUAACAGACCCAAUGUUUGUGCAAUUAUCAUAUGUUCAAUUGCAACAUGAUUAUAUAUUAGGUAAUUAUCCCGUUGGAAGAGAUGAUGCUGCACAGUUGUCUGCAUUGCAAAUAUUGGUUGAGAUUGGAUUUAUUGGUAGCCCUGAAUCAUGCACCGAUUGGACUUCUCUCCUUGAACGAUUUCUACCUAGGCAAAUUGCAAUCACCCGAGGAAAGCGGGAAUGGGAGUUGGAUAUUCUUUCUCGUUAUCGCUCGAUGGAACAUCUAUCAAAAGAUGAUGCAAGACAGCAAUUUUUGCGAAUAUUAAGGACACUUCCUUAUGGGAAUUCAGUUUUCUUUAGUGUCCGCAAGAUUGAUGAUCCUAUCGGACUUUUACCUGGAAGGAUUAUUCUGGGCAUCAAUAAGCGAGGGGUACAUUUUUUCCGUCCAGUGCCAAAAGAAUAUUUACACUCAGCAGAGCUGAGAGACAUAAUGCAAUUCGGAAGCAGCAAUACUGCUGUGUUCUUUAAGAUGCGAGUUGCAGGUGUUCUUCACAUAUUCCAAUUUGAGACUAAGCAGGGGGAGGAAAUUUGUGUUGCUCUUCAAACACAUAUAAAUGAUGUCAUGUUGCGGCGCUAUUCUAAAGCUCGGUCUGCUGCAAAUGGCGUUGUGAAUGGAGAUCUUUCUAGUAGUUUUAAGCCUCCUAAUGCAGAAGUGUAUGAGAAACGUGUCCAGGAAUUAUCUAAAAGUAUUGAGGAAUCUCAAAAGAACAAUGAUCAGUUAUUGGAAGAAUUGCGAGAGAAGCAAAGGCAAGAAGCAAAGUUGCAAGAAGAAUUGGAGGGCCUGAAAGAUUCAUUGAGAUUUGAGAAGCAAAACUUGAUAGAAGUUGCUUCUGAUCGGGAUAGACUUAGAUCAAUGUGUGCCGAAAAGGAUGCAGCUCUUCAA
Jatropha curcas is the source of this 2434-nucleotide messenger RNA. Lineage: Eukaryota; Viridiplantae; Streptophyta; Magnoliopsida; Malpighiales; Euphorbiaceae. The record is from RefSeq and is a predicted model, not a curated record.